GGUGUACCUUUCUACGAAGAAAAUAUGAGAAAAUACUUUAAUGUUUCUAUACAAAUGAAGGAAUUACUAGAUGAAGUCAGCAUGAUUUUCUUAAACUCUCAUCCUGUCAUUCACGGACGUAGACCGUUUAGUCCAGGCACAAUAUCUGUGAAUUACCGUAGAAACUUUCCUGUUUAUGAAUUACUUGACAUGAGCGUCAAUAAACUUGUAGACUCCGCUAAAGAAGGUUUUAUAUACUUCAGUCUGGGAUCAAACUUGAAAGCCAGCCAGCUGAAUAAAGAUUUGUUGGAAGCAAUUAUAGAAACACUGGGGAAACUACCAUAUAAAAUUUUAUUUAAAUAUGAAGGUGACUAUUUACCAGAAAAACCUGACAAUGUUAAAAUUGUCAAAUGGGUACCUCAACUGCGUAUACUGAACCAUCCAAAUAUAAAAUUAUUCGUAACACAAGGAGGCCGACAGUCAACUGAAGAAGCCAUAUACGCUUCUGUAUCCAUGGUAAUAAUUCCUUUCUUCUAUGAUCAAUUUCAGAACGCGUUACAUAAUGAAAUCUCGAGGUAUAGCACAAGUGGUUUAGCGAGCUCCUUAUUUGAAGAAAGAAGAAUUUAUUGGAGCAAUAAAUGAAGUGAUUACUGAUCCUAAGUAUAAGAAAUCCAUAAAACAACUAAAGAAAUUAGCAUUGGAUAUUCCUAUGGAUGGGUUGGAAAAAGCAAUAUGGUGGACCGAAUAUGUCAUAAGACACAAAGGUGCAAGGCAUUUAAGAAAUCCUAUAGUAGAUUUACCGCUAUAUCAGUUUCUUUUGUUAGAUGUUAUUGAACUUUUGCUCCUAGUUUCACUGACUAUAUUUUCGCUGAUAUAUGUUUUAGUCAAAAAGUUAUUAAAUAUAUUUUGUACUUCAUCAAGGAAGAAUGAAAAGAUAGA
This is a messenger RNA of Anoplophora glabripennis (Asian longhorned beetle), 918 nucleotides long. RefSeq names its product UDP-glucuronosyltransferase 2B13-like. Gene Ontology annotation, molecular function: UDP-glycosyltransferase activity. Bases 25 to 621 code for a protein of 198 amino acids. The transcript is spliced from 4 exons. The record is from RefSeq and is a predicted model, not a curated record. NCBI's taxonomy places the organism in Eukaryota, Metazoa, Arthropoda, Insecta, Coleoptera, Cerambycidae.